This is a messenger RNA of Oryctolagus cuniculus (rabbit), 1191 nucleotides long. The record is from RefSeq and is a predicted model, not a curated record. NCBI's taxonomy places the organism in Eukaryota, Metazoa, Chordata, Mammalia, Lagomorpha, Leporidae.
GACUCGGACGCGUCCGGCUCGCCCCGCCAGGCCCCCGGCGCGUCGCUGGGUCCCGUCGACGCCGCCGACGCCGUGUCCCGGAGCCGCGCGCCGGGACCCCCGGGCGCCGCCCGCGUCCGCAGGGCGCGCGCCGAGCUGGGCAGCGGCAGUAGCGCGGGCUCCGCGGCCCACGCCACGACCACCUGCAGGGGCCGGAGGCGCCCCUGUUGCGGCAGCGCGGAGGCCGAGACCCAGACAUGUCGCGCCGCCGGCGUCCAGCAGGUGUCGUCUGCGGAGGUGCGCAUCGGGCCCAUGAGACUGACCCAGGACCCCAUCCAGGUGCUGCUGAUCUUCGCGAAGGAAGACAGUCAGAGCGCCGGCUUCUGGGGGGCCUGCGACAGGGCCGGCUACACGUGCAGCAUCGCCCGCACGCCCGAGGCAGCCCUGCAGUGCUUCCUGGACAAGCACCACGAGAUCAUCGUCAUCGACCACAGGCAGACGCGCAGCUUCGACGCAGAGGCCGUGUGCAGGUCGAUCCGGGCCACAAACCCCUCGGAGCACACGGUGAUCCUCGCGGUGGCGUCCCAGGCAUCCGAUGACCACGAAGAGGCCUCUGUCCUCCCUCUCCUCCACGCGGGCUUCAAUCGGAGGUUCGUGGAGAACAGCAGCGUGACCGCCUGCUACAACGAGCUCAUCCAGAUCGGGCAUGGGGAGGUCCGCUCGCAGUUCAAGCUACGGGCCUGCAAUUCGGUGUUCACCGCCUUAGACCACUGUCACGAAGCCAUAGAGAUAACGAGCGACGACCACGUGAUUCAGUAUGUGAACCCCGCCUUCGAGAGGAUGAUGGGCUACCACAAGGGUGAGCUCCUGGGGAAGGAGCUGUCCACGCUGCCCAAGAGCGACAGGAACCGGGCCGACCUCCUGGACACCAUCAACACGUGCAUCAGGAAGGGCAAGGAGUGGCAGGGCAUCUACUACGCCCGGCGGAAAUCCGGGGACAGCAUCCAGCAGCAUGUGAAGAUCGCUCCGGUGAUCGGCCAAGGCGGGAAAAUCAGGCAUUUUGUGUCCCUCAAGAAACUGUGUUGCACCGGCGACAAUAACAAGCAGAUUCACAAGAUUCACCGUGACUCGGGAGACAGCACGCAAGCAGGUGAGAGUGCUUCCGGGUCACCGGCCCGCGUGGGCGGCAGGCGCGGGUGGAGUCUGGGCUGA